AUGAAAGAAAUCUUCGAAGUGGUCCGCAACAAUCUACAAAAGGCGUCGAAGAACCAAGGCAGGUAUUACAAUCUGCGUCGGCGAGAGUGGAGGCCCGCGCUAGGGUCGAUGGCUCUGCUGCGACAGCACCAGCUGUCCAGCGCAGCGGAGGGCUUCGCGGCGAAACUGGCGCCCAAGUUCGACGGCGCCUACAGGGUCGUCCACUUCAUUUCUCCCAACGUGGUGCGGCUCGCUCGAGUGGGCGAACGGAGAAGGAGGGUGGCCAACCUUUCCCAGCUUAAGCCUUUCUACACUGAGGAGGAAGAGACCAGCGGAACGGCGUUGAGGAGGGAAACAGAGGAGGAGGAAGGAUUCGAUCGGCUCAAAUCAAACAUGGACGCGCCGCUCGAAGGAUAG
This is a messenger RNA of Drosophila mojavensis, 396 nucleotides long. RefSeq lists its product as uncharacterized. The record is from RefSeq and is a predicted model, not a curated record. The transcript has a single exon. Bases 1 to 396 code for a protein of 131 amino acids. NCBI's taxonomy places the organism in Eukaryota, Metazoa, Arthropoda, Insecta, Diptera, Drosophilidae.